This is a messenger RNA of Stylonychia lemnae, 759 nucleotides long. Lineage: Eukaryota; Ciliophora; Spirotrichea; Sporadotrichida; Oxytrichidae. The record is from the annotation of a GenBank genome assembly.
AUGUCAAAAAAUUUAAACUUAGCCGUCAAAAUUGCAGUGGUUUUAAUAAGCUUCUUCUGCUUCAGCUAAGCAUCUAUUGUUAAAGAAUAUAGCAGCUAUAAUGAACUCUAUAUACUCUAAAAUACUCGAAUCUCUUUUGAGGAAUUCAAAGAGUUUAUGAUAAAGAACUUGGGUGGAUAAGUAGAUGAGCCAAUAGAUAGAAGUGUUCUCAGACAGCAAUUAGCAUACUAUCUCAAAUAAUAAUUAGUAAGAUUUUUUGAGUUUAUAAUCAUUUCUUAGAAAAUAUAAGGGUUCAACUAGGAUCCAAAUCAGUUUGAUCAGAACACUGAGGACAUAGUACUUUUCUUAUCACAUAAAGCUGCAAAGGAUUUCAUUAUGAAACAAAACUUACAAUAAUUUUCUUGGAGUUAAGUUAACAAGUUGAUGUUUGAAGUGAAUGAAGUUAACUAAGAUAAAAUAUAUCGCAAGCCACAGACAUUGCACAGCAAUAAACUUUUGGACUACACUAAUAGCAUAGUCAUAGAGAUGUCUAAUUUCAUCAUCGACAAAAUUCUUGAGCAUAAAUUAUCCUGGGACAGCACAGUAUUUAACUUGGCAACCUAAAGAGAAACUAUUUAAAUGAUUAGCGAUUAAGCUGGUAUAGAAAUCAUGUCUUAUUUCCUAUUCAAGCUAAUUUAUGACGAUAAUAGAAGAUACGCAUAUGAAAGGAUUGAGCAGUUUGAUAACUUUGAUGAGUAUUUGCCAAUAAGUAAGUAUUGA